Messenger RNA from Eriocheir sinensis (Chinese mitten crab), 1727 nucleotides. RefSeq names its product rRNA methyltransferase 3, mitochondrial-like. Lineage: Eukaryota; Metazoa; Arthropoda; Malacostraca; Decapoda; Varunidae. Gene Ontology annotation, molecular function: RNA methyltransferase activity; RNA binding. The transcript is spliced from 5 exons. The record is from RefSeq and is a predicted model, not a curated record. The coding region runs from base 82 to 1440 and encodes 452 amino acids. Gene Ontology annotation, biological process: RNA processing.
ACUUGUUUACCUCACGGUCCUCACCUCGUGGGGCGGCACACCCACCGGUGAUCCCUGUGUGUGUGUGUGUGUGUGUGUGAGAUGCUGGGGCUGCCGGGGCGUGUGCUGGGGCUCGUCGGGGGAGCGGCACCCCUGCGAGUGUGGGCGCGGGGGCGGAGGGUGCUGACGAGGCGGCCGGUGCGCGUACACGUGAAGGAUGAGGGCGGGGAAGUGCUGCGCCGCUACGAGGAGAUGCUGAAGGGGGCGCAGAAGACGACACAGGGCGCGGAUCAGCCAAAGAGUGCAGGUGCGGAACAGAGCACCAAAGCAGCUUUCGAUGCAGACCCCGACAAGGCGCUGAGAAAUGGCAUCCGUUACAAGCUCUUAGCACAGGCCAAGGACUAUGAGAGAAAGCUCUUGGAAAACACCCAGUCUCGGAAGUACCGCUCCGAGCACCAGCUGUUUGUGGCGGAAGGUUAUCGCAUCAUCCGCGAGGCCCUGCAGCAUGGUGCCACCCCAGAGGCUGUGUAUUUCUCACGUCUCAAGCUUGUGUCAGCGCUCAGAGCCUCGCCGUCCAAGCUGACCCUAGAGGACGUCCAUGCUCUGAGUGACCUGCCGCUGAUCAGGGCGCCCUACAAGACCCUGCAGACCUGGUCCUCGGUCACCACCUCCCCAGGGAUUGUGGGAGUUUUCAAAAUCCCCACAUCAAGUCCAUCCCCUCACACCACCACCGCCUCCACCAAGCAGCCCUUGACGUUGGUUCUUGAUGAGCUGCGUGAGCCCAGUAACCUCGGGGGUGUCUUACGCACGGCUGCUGCUGUCGGCGUCACCCAAGUACUGCUCCUCAAAGGCUGCUGUGACCCCUGGGAGACCAAGGUGGUGAGGGCCGGCUGUGGGGCUCACUUCCGCCUCAGACUAACGCCAAAAGUCACCUGGGACACACUCACCACCCAUGUGCCUGAGGACGCCCAGAUCUUCCUGGCUGAUGUGUGCCGGGCGGAGGACUUGUUGGAGGACUCGAGAGAUGAGGUGGAGGGUGAACUGCAUGCUACAAACACAGACAGACAGGAUGUGAAUAGUCUUGGCAGCUUGAGCGAGAAUCUUUAUGAGUUAGACGAAGAAGGCAACAAAGUACUGGUCGACCUCAGCUAUAACGACCCACAGCAUCUCGAGCUCUACUCCAAUGUGCGUCUUCCUACCCUCAGCUAUGACAGACUGGGGCUAAGGGGGUCUGGAGGAGGAGGAGCUGUACUUGUAAUCGGAGGAGAGACGGGAGUGAGUAACGCUGCUAAGAAGUUUGUUGCGGAUAACUCUGGCAGUAAAGUGACCGUUCCGCUGGCUAAUGGGAUGGACAGCUUGAAUGUGGGAGUGGCAUCAGGUGUCAUCCUUUACGCAAUGCAGAGACAGCUCCAUGAAAUUGCCACUCAAAUGGAAAAGGCGAGAUUUGAAGGUGGAGGAUAAGGGGGUAAAUAUUUCCCUGCGAGACCGUAAGAGCGGAGUGAAUCAUAUGCAGCCAAAGCUCAGAGAAGUUAGUGAUGGUAGUGAUAUGCUGAAAUACCUACAAAAAAGACCCUUAUUCUAUACCGGUACACCAGAUAAGAGAAGUUUCCCACUAACUUUACGAGCACACACAAGCUCCUGAACAGCGACUACAUGGCCUGUGGUGUGGAAGAUCUGUGAGUCAGUGUGUUGGCUCUUAGGGACAGUGUUAUUGUUGAUGUAAAAUAUGUAGUGAAAAUUUAUCUACC